Molecule: messenger RNA, 543 nt
Organism: Fraxinus pennsylvanica
Lineage: Eukaryota; Viridiplantae; Streptophyta; Magnoliopsida; Lamiales; Oleaceae
Source: the annotation of a GenBank genome assembly
AUGGCUGCCACAUCCAUAACCAACCUGUUCUCUUUCUUCACACCCUCAAAACCACCAUCUGCUCCGACCAAAGCUGCGCCGUUCCAACUCCCCCUCUCCUCCUCCGCUGCCACCACCACCACGGAAGACCGGUGGGCCCCACUAGUCUCCUCAAAUGAACUCCAAACAAAUACAUUCUCCUCCCGCUCUUCUGACGUCAUUUCCGUCGUGUGCCCAUCCCUCGCGUACGCUAACACCCUCUUCUUCCGGUCGGCGUAUAAUGUCCAGGUUAUCGUCGAUGACAACGAGCCGGAGGAGAAGCUACUCGGUCGGUUCCGAAGGGAGGUUAUGAGAGCUGGCGUCAUUCAGGAAUGCAAGCGCCGCCGCUUCUUCGAGAACAAGCAGGAAGAGAAGAAGCGCAAGACCCGCGAGGCUGCCAAGCGCAACCGUCGCAGGCGCCCUCAAUCAAGAAACUUCACUCAAGAUAGACAAAAUACAUCCGGGAACAAGAAGAAAGAGGAGGAAGAUAACUGGGAUCUUCCUGAAGGCAACCUUCCCUAUUAA